Messenger RNA from Magnusiomyces paraingens, 753 nucleotides. RefSeq names its product 40S ribosomal protein uS3. The transcript has a single exon. Gene Ontology annotation, biological process: translation. Lineage: Eukaryota; Fungi; Ascomycota; Dipodascomycetes; Dipodascales; Dipodascaceae. The record is from RefSeq and is a predicted model, not a curated record. The coding region runs from base 1 to 753 and encodes 250 amino acids. Gene Ontology annotation, cellular component: nucleus; cytosolic small ribosomal subunit. Gene Ontology annotation, molecular function: RNA binding; structural constituent of ribosome.
AUGUCUGCCACCAUCAUUUCCAAGAAGAGAAAACACGUCGCCGACGGUGUCUUCUACGCUGAGCUCAACGAGUUCUUCACCCGCGAGCUCUCUGAGGAGGGUUACUCCGGCAUUGAGGUCAGAACCACCCCCAACAAGACUGAGAUCAUCAUCAGAGCCACCCACACCCAGGAGGUCCUUGGUCCCCAAGGCCGCAGAAUCCGUGAGCUCACCACUCUUGUCAGAAAGCGUUUCGGCCUUAAGGAGGAGGCUCUUGCCCUCUACGCUGAGCGUGUCCAGCAGCGUGGUCUUUCCGCCAUUGCUCAGUGCGAGUCUCUCAAGUACAAGCUCCUCAACAACCUGGCUAUCCGCAGAGCCGCUUACGGUGUUGUCCGUUACGUUAUGGAGUCUGGCGCCAAGGGUGUCGAGGUUGUCGUUUCCGGCAAGUUGAGAGCUGCCCGUGCCAAGUCUAUGAAGUUUGGCGCUGGUUUCAUGAUCCACUCUGGUCAGCCCGUCAGAGACUUUAUUGACACUGCCACCCGUCACGUCCAGCUUAAGCAGGGUAUGCUUGGUGUUAAGGUCAAGAUUAUGAGAGACCCUGCUGCCGAGGCCAAGUUUGGUUCUCCCAAGUCCACUCUCCCCGACACUGUUGUUAUCCACCCUCCCAAGGAGGAGGCUGCUCCUACCGAGCCCUCUGUCAUUACCUACAAUGUCGAGGAGCCCGAGGCUGCUGCCCCUGUUGCCGAGGAGCCUGCCGCCGCUGCUGCUCAGUAA